Coregonus clupeaformis (lake whitefish) is the source of this 1435-nucleotide messenger RNA. RefSeq names its product testis-expressed protein 45-like. Bases 57 to 1424 code for a protein of 455 amino acids. The transcript is spliced from 8 exons. The record is from RefSeq and is a predicted model, not a curated record. Lineage: Eukaryota; Metazoa; Chordata; Actinopteri; Salmoniformes; Salmonidae.
CAUUGAUGUAAGAAAAAGACAACACAGAAAGAAGUAAUAACAGUCCAAGAAGUGCUAUGGCUGUAAGCACAUUGAUUCAAGCCCCCUUGAUGGGAAAGGACUUCCUUCAGUCCUCACACAUUCCGUUUUGGGGCGGCGACAGUGGCAAUGGCCUUGACGAGGCAUUUAAGACCACCUUCCAGACGGACUUCAACUCCUUCGCCACCCUUCCCAAGAGAUUCGCCAUCUCUCGCCCCACCCCUGCCCAGGUCGAGCACAAAGACCUGCAUUGGAUCAAGGAGUAUCUGACGGAAGCGGUCAAGUCAUAUCCCCACCACCCACGGAUCCCCCUCAGCCGCACCCCUGCUUGGACUAAGCUGUGCACCAACUUCCAGAUGCAUAAAGACCCCAGGCAGCUCAACUUCCUCACCACCCAGGCAGAGGGCUUCCAGCACCUGGCCUCAUCCCACACCAAACCCAUCCGGCCAGUCAUGGCCAUCAAGAAGAAACAGCUGGAGGAGAAGCUUCCUGUGACCACUCAUAAAGCCUUGUUCACAGAAUACAACGUGUCGCCCAUUGUCAAAGCCAAGGUCAAACACCUAGAGCGAGAACCCACCUUUAAAUGGGACACGGAUGCCCACCACUUUGACUCCCACUACAAAAAUGCAUUCCAGGGACAAUGGCACAGCCCACCUCAACCUGUGGAGAAGCAAUUCCACUCCUCAGUGACAAUGGGAGACCCACAGAAGAUUCUGGAAACUGAAACCACCCAGGAUGUGUCCUUUAGCCACCCCGGCAACCCUAGUCCAGUCAAUGUGAAGGAACGUUUGAAGGUCAAUCUUGGGGAUUUGUCUGAAAACAAAUGGACAUCUACUAUGGCUGAUGCGUUUCGUGAGGCCAAGUCAGCCCCUGUUCUACUGAUGCAAAGGAACAAGACUCUCAGCUCAAUCCCCAGAGGGGACACUGAUCCUGGGCGCAACCGACUGAGGAUGAUGACCACAACCAAUGGCUUUUUCUUCUCUGAGCAGAACCACAGAGAGCAGCCGGUGCAUUUCAGUGGAGCCAACGUGAGGACCAGGAGCAAUGUGGAGUUGGGCAGACCCAGUCUGGGAGGCCUGUUCUACAGCACCGCAGCCCAGGAAGACUACCCCAAGAGGGACAUAAAUCGAGCUAGGCCGCACACCCAUCCCUCUGGCCACGUGCUAGCCGGCCAAGAGCCUGGACCAGCCUUGACUACUGUUCAAAGGGACUUCCUCCCACUAAACUCCAGGAGGCAGGAACUUAGCCCAAGACAACUUCGUCAGAUUAAAUUCAGCCACAUCACCGCUCCAUACAAUGAGCAACACUUCAGCACGACCCAUAAGGAGGCUUUUGGGCCCAAGCAUCUCUCCAGGACCUGCCUGGACAAUCCACCUAGACAACACAUUAGCCACAUGCCUUUCUGAAGAGACCACAG